Molecule: messenger RNA, 2585 nt
Organism: Condylura cristata (star-nosed mole)
Lineage: Eukaryota; Metazoa; Chordata; Mammalia; Eulipotyphla; Talpidae
Gene: TMEM39A
Product: transmembrane protein 39A
Exons: 8
Coding region: 375-1517 (380 amino acids)
Biological process (GO): negative regulation of autophagosome maturation; negative regulation of autophagosome assembly
Cellular component (GO): endoplasmic reticulum membrane
Source: RefSeq, a predicted model, not a curated record
UCCGCGGUAAUGGAGGCUGAGGUUGAGUGCUGACGGGGCCGGGCUCUGCUUCUAGCUUUAACUGUGGCUCUGACUCUUGUUACGGACUCGGAGUUUGGGUCUGGGUCUGGUGUGGGUUUAGGUCUGGCAGCCUGAAGACUGGAUACUUUUUCUCGCUUCUCGGAGUGGGGACGGCCUGGGUGCAAGCAGCUGGUUAGGAGCUCCUCAACGCGAGAGGGAGUUCUCUUCCCUGGGGUCCUGCCUGUAAAGCCGCCGCCUCCUCCCAGGGAUCCCGCCCCACCGGCCGGGCCUCCUCCAUGCAGUUGAAACAGGUUGAUAACCAUUAACCUGGAUUGCAACUACAGGUGGCACUGGAAGUAGACUGGUUCCCGGACAUGCCCGGUGGAAGGAGGGGCCCUAGUCGGCAGCAGCUAAGCCGCUCAGCUUUACCUUCUUUACAGACUUUGGUUGGUGGGGGCUGUGGCAAUGGAACAGGCCUGAGAAACAGGAAUGGUAGCGCUAUUGGCCUUCCGGUCCCGCCUAUCACAGCCUUAAUCACACCAGGUCCUGUUCGUCAUUGCCAAAUACCUGAUUUGCCUGUGGAUGGGAGCCUGCUCUUUGAAUUUCUCUUUUUCAUCUACUUGCUGGUUGCUCUGUUCAUUCAGUACAUCAACAUCUAUAAAACAGUGUGGUGGUAUCCUUACAAUCAUCCUGCUUCUUGUACUUCACUGAAUUUUCAUCUCAUUGAUUAUCACCUGGCAGCAUUUAUCACAGUGAUGCUUGCGAGGAGGCUCGUAUGGGCCCUCAUCUCAGAGGCCACCAAAGCAGGUGCAGCCUCUAUGAUUCACUACAUGAUACUGAUAUCAGCUCGCUUAGUGCUACUUACUUUGUGUGGAUGGGUGCUUUGCUGGACCCUCGUCAACCUCUUCCGAAGCCAUUCAGUCCUCAAUCUCCUUUUCCUUGGCUAUCCAUUUGGUGUUUAUGUUCCUCUCUGCUGUUUCCAUCAAGAUAGUAGAGCUCAUCUUCUCCUCACAGACUAUAACUAUGUGGUUCAGCACCAGGCAGUGGAAGAAAGUGCCUCGACUGUGGGUGGUUUGGCCAAAUCCAAAGACUUCCUCUCCUUAUUGCUGGAGUCUCUAAAAGAACAGUUUAAUAAUACCACGCCCAUACCCACCCACAGCUGCCCCCUCUCUCCAGACCUUAUUCGCAAUGAAGUAGAAUGUUUGAAAGCAGAUUUCAACCACAGAAUCAAGGAAGUUCUCUUCAACUCCCUCUUCAGUGCCUACUAUGUUGCAUUUCUUCCCCUGUGUUUUGUGAAGAGUACCCAGUACUAUGACAUGCGCUGGUCAUGCGAGCAUCUCAUUAUGGUGUGGAUCAAUGCUUUUGUCAUGCUGACCACACAACUCCUGCCAUCCAAAUACUGUGAUCUGCUACAUAAGUCAGCUGCUCACCUGGGCAAAUGGCAGAAGCUGGAACAUGGGUCCUACAGCAAUGCUCCACAGCACAUAUUAGCACAGGCCUUCAAGCCCAGGAACUGAAAGAGAUUGGGCCAGGCUGAAAAGAAACCCGACUGUGGGCAAGGACAAAUUUCAAUAAAAAUUGAAAAUACAAUCCACAGUACUAGUACUGUACAUCUUCAGGCUCCUGAUGGCACAUGGCCAUGAGGUGUAUCAUCACUUUAAUGCUGGUAAGUGUGAGCAAGGCUGAUGGAACAUUUUCUGAACUGGGAAAGCUUCAGGGUGCUAAAUUUUUUUUUUAACAUAUCUAAAAUGCUGUCCCAGUUCUUACCCUAGGAAACUAACCUUUCCAAAAUCAGGAAGAAAUGAAUUAACUUAGACUUUUUUACAAAGCUUAACCUGAAGAUCCCCAUCCCCACCCCAACUCCAUUACAUUGGUGCUGGAAAGAAUGAAACUUCUGUAACUUCUUUUUCCUAGAGAAACCUCUAUAAAAAUAAACCAAGAAAGCGGUAAAAAGUCUGUCUGUCAAUACUUUGUGUGUCUCUAUGUCUUCUGUAUAGUUUUUUGCAUGUAUGAGGUAUUUGAAAUAUAAAUAAACAAACAAACCAGUAUUUUUUUAGCUUUUAGGGAUACAAUUCUGUAGUAAAUAUCAUGCUAGUGUGACAUGUUAAUUUUUCCACUGCACUAUUGCCAUCUACUUUCUCUUAUUUGUUCCCUCCAGCAUUUCCACCAGUAAACGCUGCUCACUUGGGACUGAGAUGAAAACUCACCUGCUUAAUUUUGUGACCCUUAGAUUCCUUGCUUACACAUUCAUUUCUGCUCAGUGUCCCUGGACACUGAGUUCACUGUAUCGCUUUGCACCCACUCUUUACUAUGUAGUAAUGAAGUAAUAAUAACAAAUCCCUUCUAACUCCUUCUAGUUUUACCAUGGAAUUACUGUAUUUUCAGAAUUCAGGCAGAUGAAGCCUUGAAUACUUAAUCCAUUCUAUAGAAAUAAGCAGGCCUUCCUAGAUGCUAUCUUAUCUGUCAUUGUAAAUAUGCUGACAUUGCUUUUCUUUCUCCCUUAGUUGGUCAGAAAAUACAAUAUGGCCUCAAGGGGUGCUGGUGCGACACAGCAGAUGCUUAUAUAGAGCCAUGGGGCCUUACAA